This is a messenger RNA of Pelecanus crispus (Dalmatian pelican), 1182 nucleotides long. Lineage: Eukaryota; Metazoa; Chordata; Aves; Pelecaniformes; Pelecanidae. The record is from RefSeq and is a predicted model, not a curated record.
GAGGCAGUGGGGGAGGAAGAAGACGAGGAGGAGAAAGGCAGCCAUGAGGACAGGACGUCCAUCAUCCUCAUCUGGCCCAAUGGCUCCUGCCUUGCCACUUUCAGGACACCAGAAGGAGCAAAGAGAGCCCGCGUCACCCGUCUCCCCUCCAUCAAAGUCCUGGAGAAGGAGCUGAGCCGCCGCCAUGCCUGGAGGACAUUGAGCGCCAGGAGCCUGGAGAGGCUCAUUGAGGGCCAGGAAAAGGUGCCAGGGCAGGUGGGCUCUGGCUGCAGCAGGCUGCUCUUUGGCCAGCCCCUGGCAACCCUCUGCGGGGAGGACGGCACGCUGCCCCAGCCCAUCCAGGAGCUGCGGGCUCUCCUGCAGCGGGAAGGGCCAUCGACGGAGGGGAUAUUCCGCAGAGCUGCCAGCGUGACAGCAUUUCGGGAGCUGCGGGAGGCCCUGGACCACGGCAAAGAUGUCGACCUGGGAAGCCAGCCGGCACUGCUGCUGGCCCUGGAGGCCUUGGCGUUGCAGGACUUCCUCCGAAGCAUCCCCGCCAAGCUCCUGGUGACGGAGCUCUAUGCGGACUGGAUGGCGGCCAUGCAGAAGAGCAGCAAGGAGGAGAAGAUAGAGGAGCUGAAAGCGGUGGCCGACAAGUUGCCUGCAGCCAAUCUCCUCCUCCUCAAGCAGCUGCUGUCCCUCCUCCAGCACAUCAGCCACAACGCCUCCACCAGCAGGAUGACCUCCAGCAACCUGGCCAUCUGCCUUGGGCCCAACCUGCUGAGCCCACCCAACGAGGAUCUGCUCCUGCUGGAGGCCAUGCUGGAUGUGACCGAGAAGGUGAAGGGGCUGGUGGAGUUCAUGAUUGAAAACUGCUGUGCAAUCUUUGUGGAGGAGAUGGCUGGCCUUCCAAGUCCCUCAGCUGAGGAGGUGCCAGCACUCAUGGACAGAUCCACAGAGCUGCCUUUGCUAGAGCAACGUGGCCCUGCAGGUAAAGGCGACGUGGAGCGCCAGGCAAAAGCCUUCCUGGACACACCACCCUCGCUGCUUGUCCUCCAGAAAGCAGCAGGGGCAGACGCUGUGGCGGGAUCAGGAACGGCAGAGGCACCCGUUGCUUUGCCUCCAACCACCCCAGAGACCAUGGCAGACUCCCCGGGCUAUGCAGAAGAACUAAAGAGCCUUUCAGAGGAAAGAAGGUGCUGA